Messenger RNA from Solanum pennellii, 1829 nucleotides. RefSeq names its product protein indeterminate-domain 12-like. The transcript is spliced from 3 exons. The record is from RefSeq and is a predicted model, not a curated record. Gene Ontology annotation, molecular function: DNA-binding transcription factor activity. Bases 239 to 1678 code for a protein of 479 amino acids. NCBI's taxonomy places the organism in Eukaryota, Viridiplantae, Streptophyta, Magnoliopsida, Solanales, Solanaceae. Gene Ontology annotation, cellular component: nucleus.
GCUAGCUAGCUAUUAGCUAUAUAGCAGCUUUCACUCAGACCUUUAGUUUUCUUGAACAAGAUAGGGAACUAUUAAUUAUUACUCUUUGCUUUCCUCUUUCUUCUUUUACCUUUUGUCAUCUCUAGGGUUUCAGACAAAGCAGCCAAAUAUAUUAUAUAUAUAUAUAUAUACAUAAACAACAAACUACAUCUCUUACUUACACCAACUACUAUACUUUUAUUUUAUUUUUUAUGAGAGAAUGAUAAAAGGUAUGCUAGGAGAUGAUAGUAUGUCAAAUUUAACAAGUGCAUCUAAUGAAGCAAGCAUAUCUUCAACCAACAAUAGAAUUGAAAUUGGUAGUCAUGUUCUCUACCCACAACUACAAAACAUUCAAACCCAACCACCUCCUAACAAGAAGAAGAGAAAUCUACCAGGAAAUCCAGAUCCAGAAGCAGAAGUUGUAGCAUUAUCUCCAAGAAGUCUAUUGGCAACCAAUAGAUUUGUAUGUGAGAUAUGUAACAAAGGAUUUCAAAGAGAUCAAAAUCUUCAACUGCAUAGAAGAGGACAUAAUUUGCCCUGGAAAUUAAAGCAAAGAAGCAAUAAAGAAGUGAAGAAGAAAGUAUAUGUGUGUCCAGAAGCAUCAUGUGUACAUCAUCAUCCAUCAAGAGCAUUAGGGGAUCUGACUGGGAUUAAGAAGCAUUUUUGUAGAAAACAUGGUGAGAAAAAAUGGAAAUGUGAAAAAUGUUCAAAACGUUAUGCAGUUCAAUCGGAUUGGAAAGCUCACUCUAAGAUUUGUGGUACAAGAGAGUAUAGAUGUGAUUGUGGAACACUUUUCUCUAGGAGGGAUAGUUUCAUUACACACAGAGCCUUUUGUGAUGCUUUAACAGAAGAAAGUUCAAGAACAAUAAUCCCACCACCAAAUUCUUCAACUUCUCAUCACCUUAAUCUUCAUACACUUCAAAACUUCCAAAUGAAACAAGAACAACAACAACAACAACAACAAAGUAACGACCUCUCUUCUCAGUUAUUCAUUCAAAACCCUAAUAGCAAUAGCAGUAACAUGUUCGGUGCACUACCUCCUCAUAUGAGCGCAACUGCAUUGCUACAAAAAGCAGCACAAAUUGGAGUAACUUCUUCUUCUCAUACUGCUAAUAACAUGAGCGCCACAACUUUUUUCAGUCCUACUACCAGUACAGCAAGUGGCAUUGCAAUGUCAGGAUCAGGAUCAGGAGCAGGAGGUGGUGAUAUAGCGUCACGUCAAUAUCAUCCAUUUGAAAAUAAUAAUAAUAAUAAUAAUACAAACACUGAUUUUGUUACUGGUAAUACGUCUUUUCAUGAUUUUGGUGCGAGUGUCACCCCUGGGUUCAUGGAACAAGUCCAUGACAUGCAAAACAUGAUGGCUACUACUGCACCUUCUUUGCCAUGUACUAGUUUUGAUGAUGGAUUUGGUCGCGGCGCGCAAUUGAUGAGACAAGGUAAAGAAAAUAAUGAAGGGUUGACAAGAGAUUUUUUGGGACUUAGAGCAUUUCCACAUCACAGGGAUUUUCUCAGUACUACUACACCACCUGCUGCUCUUCAUUAUAACAUGGGUUCUUCUUCUGCUGCUGCUGCUCCUGCUUCAUUUGAUCAACAUCAACAUCAUCAUCAUCAUCAUCAGAAUCAAAAUCAAAAUCAAAAUCAAUCACCCUGGCAAAAUUAGUUCUACUAUGAUUUCUGAAUACAACAAUACUUAGUAUUAUAUUUUGUUGUUGUUUUGUGUCAGUGUUAAAAAGUCUUUUGGAAGGGAGCUAAGCACCCAUCUUAACUUGCUUUUUAUUUAUAUCAUAUUUUUAUCUUUUCAGGUUCAGUUA